Molecule: messenger RNA, 2008 nt
Organism: Vicugna pacos (alpaca)
Lineage: Eukaryota; Metazoa; Chordata; Mammalia; Artiodactyla; Camelidae
Gene: C34H12orf60
Product: chromosome 34 C12orf60 homolog
Source: RefSeq, a predicted model, not a curated record
AGUAGCCAAGAACUGCGGGGCCAGAGUCUCUUCCGCUCCAAUACAGUACCGCAUUGGUUGGUUAUCGCCUAAAAGCCGGCCUCCAUCACGCAAUACGGAGGCUCCAUGUUGAUUGACAUGUUUGUAGACCAAUAGAAGUAAGAAAGUGGAGCGGGUGGGAUAUAUGAUUGGCUGAUGAGACGACUGGUCUACCUCUCGGGCCGGAGGCAUUCUGACCUAAUUUCCGGUAGCUGCAUUCGUUGCGCCGCCCGAAGUCGGCCGAUUCCUACUGGGCAUGUUUUUCAGAUCUUAUCAUGAAGUGAAAACUCCAGUUUCUGAUUUUGAAUUCAGAAGAUCACCAACUACAUCCCUAUUCAGAUAUUUAGUGCUGAGACAUUUCUGCAGGAGAAAUGUCUUCAGAGGCAGAAAAGGAUAAAGAAAGGCUGGUUCAAGCUGCCAAAACAUUCUUCUUUCACAUGCAAGAUCUCGCUUCCUUCACAAAUACACUCACCAAAUUGUUUAACAGCAGUAUGAACACUCAGAUCUCCUUGAUGACUGUGAGAGACGAUGGUAACGUUAAGGAUGUCUUUGAACAGAUGCUCAGAAUUUUUAAGGAAAUGCAGUCUGCAGUGGAGGCAAAGCACAACAAAAUGCAGAGUGAUCCUUUGAGUUCUAAGAUCGCAGCAGCCGUGUGCUCUGUGGCUGAGAAGAGCAGCGGUGUAAAGGAGCUGCAGCAGUCCGCUAAAGAGAUGUUCCAGAAUAUCCACACACCAGCCCUUGUCUCUGUGCUGAAUAGUAGUAACGUCCUUGAGAGUUUGGAGUCCUCUCUUUCACUCUUAAUGAAAUAUCCUAUCAUGAAUCUUCAAUUAAAUGACUUCUAUAGAAAAGACACCAAAGAGCAAUCAGAUGCCACCGCAUCUGAGAAAAGCCCAAGUCCAGGUCCAUCCAAAGCCACUACAAUAGAUGCCUUGAACAAGUUGCAGGAUGCACUGAACACUGAGAAUGCCAAGAACACAAUUAAGUCAGCUGCAGAUCAGUUGGAGCAAGUUGUCAAAACUAUGGGACCAAUCUUAGAGACCCUCCAAAAAGCCAUAAAAACUAUGGAAGCCAAGUUUUCUGUGUUUAAGAAAGCCAGUGAUUAGUAGGAGGGCGACAGAAGUGCUCACUUUGUCAGAAAACUGAUUCAAAUCCUGUGCGUUUUCAAAUAAUACUUUCUAAGACCUUGGAUGCCAGACAUGUGGUCUGUUGGGGCAUGAAUUCAAAGAGUAGUCACCUGGCAAACCAUUUACCUCAAGUUUUGCUUUAUUCAAAUAAAAAUGAGCAAAGAAACCCUGCUUGAAAUGGCAGUUACUGAAAAGAAUAUAUUAUUCAAAAAAAUCAAGUUUGGUUUAUGUAAAAAAGAGAAUGUUUCUAAACAUACUUCAUCUUCAAGAUAAUUAAAAUAGCCCUCAACUAAUUUCCACUCUUCGUAAUCCUAUUUCUAGUUCCUGCAGUGCAAAGUCCAGGUAAAUGUACCCAUUAUCAUUAAAUAAUGUGGCAGAAACUAACAUUCAGUCCUAGGAAACAUAAACUUCCAUAUUUGUAUCACUCAUGUACCAAUUUUUAUAUACUUUGGUGCCUUGUCCAUCAUGAGCCAUCACUAAAUACUUCUGAUAUGACUUAUCUAAAAGUGAAUAAGAACAGUGAGUGAGGAGUAAUAGGCUUGUCAUGUUUGUGUGAAUAAGAUGAGAGCAGAUGAGUUAUUCUUGUUUGUCUCCUACUGAGAUCUUACAAUUAGGAAAUACUGGAGGCUGGAAAAUGAAGGUGCUCUAUCUAACCUUUCACAAAGAAAAUAGCAUAACACUUGUUACUUGACUGUAACAGAAGUAAGGUUUCUGAGCUGUGCUUGUAUUAGGGAUGAAAAGUUAGACAAAUCCAUUUGCCUACCAUAACAUCUUGGGCUCUCAUGGAUUGCAAAUGAGUGUAUGCUCUCAAGAUUGCCCUAUGUGACAUGAUACCCAGUAGGGAGUUUGUUAAGAACAAGAAAAGC